Messenger RNA from Racocetra persica, 582 nucleotides. The record is from the annotation of a GenBank genome assembly. Lineage: Eukaryota; Fungi; Glomeromycota; Glomeromycetes; Diversisporales; Gigasporaceae.
AUGGACGCGCAAAAUGAACGUGAAUUUUUUGAUAAGGUUAUGAAGAUUUAUUGUGUUAUUCCUUUACUCUUUUUGAGUGGGCUGCUAUUUAUCACUGCUCCUUACGGAAAAUUCCAAUGGAAUAAGUUAAGGCUUUCAGGAAAAUUCGGAGAUAAUUAUCUUUAUGAUGAAGAUGGUCGAGACAUUUAUAAAUCACCAAGAUUUUUUCUAGGUGUUUUUAUCUUCUUAGUAGGAAUGACUAUUAAUAUUCAUCAUGAUAAUAUUUUAUUUUCAUUGCGGAGCAAUCUUGAUAAAUUCACUAAAUCGAAAUCAAUCACUAAUACAAGUUCUCCCUCUAGUAAAUAUGUAAUUCCAAAUGGUGGAUUAUUUAAUUAUAUAGUGUGUGCAAAUUAUUUUGGUGAAAUAGUUGAAUGGACAGGUUUCGUAAUUGCAGCCUGGUAUAGUUUUCCCGCAAUAAUGUUCUUGAUGACUACUCUCGCGAAUCUUAUUCCGCGAGCGAGAAGUAAUUUAAAAUGGUACAGAGAGAAAUUUGGAGACGCGUACCCAAAAAAUAGGAAGGCUAUUAUUCCUUUUGUUUUGUGA